CGGAUGCCCAGGAAUCGGUUAUUUUGAUAUUUCAAACGUUGCAUCUUGCCAACAACAAUUUAAGCAUGUUCGGCACUUUGAAGACUGCAUUCCGCACACAAAAGCCUGUCUCGAUGGUGAUGAGUUUGGCACAGGCGAUGCCCCGAGGUUUCCAUGCAUUGGCGAUCCGUAUGGCUGACCAAAAAUCAACUAUGCAACCAGUGAAGCCAGAAUUGGGUGCCUCGUCCCUCUUUGGCGAUAUUGCAUCACAUGUGAAUGAGGUUCCAGUGGAGCAAGGAGGAAAGGCUACUGUGAAGGAGUAUCACUUUUCAACAGCAAAUUUCAAAACAAGCACCAAAAAGCUUCGGCUUUUGGCUAAUCAGAUCAAGGGACUCGACAUUCAAAAUGCCAUUAACCAGAUGGAGUUCUCGCAAAAGCGCCCUGGAAAGCGUAUUAUGAACACAUUGGCCUUUGCUAGGAAGAAUGCAACGACUCAGGAGAAGUAUCAAAUGGACGCUAGCAAGCUAUAUGUUGAUCGCGCAUGGGUUGGAAAAGGGACCUACCAGCGUAGAAUCAAGACACAUGCACGCGGUAAAUUCGGUGUGAUGCAUCACCCAACUGCUCACUUGAAAUUCACGCUCAAGGAGCGCGUUCCUGAGGCGAAAGAAGAAGGUCGUGCUACGAGGAGAAAUAUCAGGGGAUGGAAGCAGACGAAGAAAGUCUGGAUGCCAUUGGUUGAAGACAAACCUAUCUAUAACCCACCUCGUCUCUACAAUUGGUAGAAAGGAGCAGAUGCAUCUUAUUACUCGCCUUACUUGUAUUCACUACCACGUUCUAUAGAUUUUUUUUUCUCCUGUACUAAAUAAAUGAAACAAAACAAGAAAAAGAA
Molecule: messenger RNA, 868 nt
Organism: Lobosporangium transversale
Lineage: Eukaryota; Fungi; Mortierellomycota; Mortierellomycetes; Mortierellales; Mortierellaceae
Product: ribosomal protein L22/L17
Exons: 4
Coding region: 66-761 (231 amino acids)
Biological process (GO): ribosome assembly; translation
Cellular component (GO): ribosome; mitochondrial large ribosomal subunit
Molecular function (GO): structural constituent of ribosome
Source: RefSeq, a predicted model, not a curated record